AUGAUCACAGUGGAACGAGCAGCGAAAGAGUUUGACAAAGAGGGCAUUCAAUAUGCAAUUUUUUUUAAAGAGCCAGCUGGCAAAAAUGGGAAGCUUGGACGUCCUAAAAUCUUGUGUUCCGAAAAUAUCGAGACGAGAUUUGGACAUCCCAUGUAUGAUAAUUCGAAUAUUAAUAUGCCAACACCGUCUCUCUCUGCACACAGCGGCGAAAACGGAGAAAUUUGCAGCCAAUUACCUGCCCACAGAGAAACUGAAUUAUGUCUCGCAAAUCAGGAAGAUGUGCACAAAUUUUUGCGCGACGCGUUCCAGGCACUGAAUCAACUUUCAUGCAAAAUGAUUGCAAAGACUUGGAUCAAGAUCAUAGAGCCAAAAAAAAAAAUCAAGUAUCCAUACAUCAAGGGUAACAAGACCAGACCCUCAUGGUGGCCAUACGAUGUAGAACAUCGCGAGCCUGAUCAUUUGAGAAAACCACAACGGGUCAAGCUCAUGACAACGAUCGCAGCCAAGCUUCUGCCCUCUCUUAGACGGCAGUCAAUUUUUGCAGAACUUCGGGCGUCGACUGAUGCAAUUUCGUUAGUGACAAACGACAGUUUCAAAAAAUUGGUUCUGGAACAUGUGUAUCGUGUGUCUUGGGCUUUGUCUUUGCAUUUGACUUCGGUGAAUGUCAUAAAUCUGGAAUACGCUCUGUCAGUCAGAGGGUCGGCAGAAGGCACCAAACUUGGUGAUUCCAACAGCAUGGGACUGUUUAAGAUGUCUGAGAAUCUCCAUACGAAAGCGGUGGUGCCCGCUUAUGGGGAGCACGCAGUAAGAGAACUUCUCAUUGAACGGUUCGUGGACAGUUCGCUCGCAUAUAUGAAAAUCGAAGACGAAUCGCAGGGCAGAGAUCAAAGUGCGCUUUUCUUGGAUUUCUUCGAGAAAGAGCGGGAGAUCUUACCUUUACAAGUAUAA
This is a messenger RNA of Lachancea mirantina, 948 nucleotides long. Lineage: Eukaryota; Fungi; Ascomycota; Saccharomycetes; Saccharomycetales; Saccharomycetaceae. The record is from the annotation of a GenBank genome assembly.